AGGGGGCGCGGGGAGGCGGCAGCGGGCCUUACUCUGGACACCCCCGCGAGGAGAGGGGUGGGGUGACGGUGGGUUUAGGGGAGGGGGAUUGCACGGCUCCGGUAUUUGGCUGGUAAGCGAGCACCGGCCGUGGUCAGGCCUGGUCUGCCGCUCCUAGAGCGAGAGAGAGAGAGAGAGAGGGAGGCAGAGAGAGAGAAAACGACCAUUGUGGCGUGCUGGGUCGAUCGGCGGGGCAGUGCCGUGCCGGAGCCACUGGCUGCAGCGUGGGCCGACUGAGGUCGGAGCUGGUCCGGUCGCGGUUCUCUAAUGGUCUUGUUUCACCAUGGCAACCAAUAUGGAGGUGCUGGCUCAGCAGGUAGUGGAGACUCAGCAGGUGGCUGAGGUGCCAACUGUUCAGACUCCACUAUCUGAAUCUCCAGUGAUGACCAGCCCUUCACAGCGUAUCCAGAUAAUUUCCACAGACUCCUCCGUAGCUUCACCACAACGCAUUCAGAUUGUGACAGAUCAGCAAACAGGUCAGAAAAUUCAAAUAGUGACAGCAGUGGAUUCAGCUGUGUCUCCAAAGCAACAGUUCAUUUUAGCUAGUCCAGAUGGAACUGGUGCAGGAAAGGUGAUCUUGGCAGCACCUGAGACAUCUAAUGCCAAGCAGCUUAUCUUUACCACCACAGACAACAUUGUGCCAGGCAGAAUUCAGAUAGUGACAGACUCUGCUUCAGUGGAACGUCUGCUAGGAAAAACUGAUGUUCAGCGGCCCCAGGUAGUAGAAUAUUGUGUAGUCUGUGGUGAUAAAGCAUCAGGUCGUCACUAUGGUGCUGUCAGUUGUGAGGGAUGCAAAGGCUUCUUUAAAAGGAGUGUAAGGAAGAAUUUGACCUACAGUUGCCGCAGCAACCAGGACUGUAUCAUCAAUAAACACCAUCGGAAUCGAUGCCAGUUUUGUAGGCUUAAGAAAUGUCUAGAGAUGGGCAUGAAAAUGGAAUCGGUUCAAAGUGAAAGAAAGCCUUUUGAUGUGCAACGUGAAAAACCAACCAACUGUGCAGCUUCUACAGAAAAAAUCUAUAUAAGAAAAGAUCUUCGAAGCCCUCUAAUAGCAACUCCAACAUUUGUGGCAGAUAAAGAUGGGACACGGUCAGCCGGUCUUCUUGAUCCGGGAAUGCUUGUGAAUAUUCAGCAGCCUUUGAUCAGGGAUGAUGGUACAGUCCUCCUAGCUGCUGAUUCCAAGGCUGAAACAAGCCAAGGUGCCUUAGGAACACUAGCAAAUGUUGUAACAUCUCUUGCUAAUCUCAGUGAGUCGCUAAAUAAUGGAGAUACUUCUGAAGUUCAACAAGAAGAGCAAUCUGCAAGUGAGAUUACACGGGCAUUUGAUACUUUGGCUAAAGCACUUAGUUCUACAGAUGGUACAACAGCUCAUAACUUGGCAGAUGGCAUGGAUCCUACAGGAGGAGGGAAUAUUCAUGUAAUCAGUAGAGAUCAGUCAACACCAAUUAUUGAAGUGGAAGGACCCCUGCUUACAGAUACACAUGUCACAUUUAAGCUGACAAUGCCCAGUCCGAUGCCAGAGUACCUUAAUGUACACUACAUCUGUGAGUCAGCAUCACGACUCCUUUUCCUCUCUAUGCACUGGGCUAGGUCCAUACCUGCAUUUCAAGCUCUUGGGCAGGACUGUAACACCAGCCUUGUGCGUGCCUGCUGGAACGAGCUGUUCACCUUAGGCCUGGCCCAGUGUGCACAGGUGAUGAGUCUGUCCACUAUCCUGGGAGCGAUUGUCAACCACCUCCAGAACAGCAUCCAGGAAGAUAAACUUUCUGGAGACAGAAUAAAGCAAGUCAUGGAACACAUCUGGAAACUUCAGGAGUUCUGUAACAGCAUGGCCAAGCUUGAUAUUGAUGGAUAUGAAUAUGCAUACCUUAAAGCUAUAGUCCUUUUUAGCCCUGAUCACCCUGGUCUGAGCAGUUCAACCCAAAUAGAAAAAUUCCAGGAGAAGGCACAGAUGGAAUUGCAGGACUAUGUACAAAAAACCUAUCCAGAAGAUACUUAUAGGCUAGCCCGGAUCCUAGUUCGCCUGCCAGCACUCAGGCUGAUGAGCUCUAGCAUCACCGAGGAACUGUUUUUCACAGGUCUCAUUGGAAAUGUUCCCAUUGACAGCAUAAUCCCCUACAUUCUCAAAAUGGAAACAGCAGAAUAUAAUGGUCAAAUAACUGGCACGUCUGCAUAGAGGGAACAAUAUAAUUUGAGGGAUUGAAGUAAUUUUCACAAAAACUAUUUAAUUACAAAGUUAAAAGAGUAGUGUUUUCGGUAUGUGCAGGUAAUUCCAACUUGUUAUCAGUUUCCUGACAGAUUUCUCCUUGUCUUUUUCUGAUGUUGACAAAAUUUAAAGCAACUAUUAAAAGACCUGCUAUAGGACCUUUCCUGCUACAAGGAAUGUUUUUGAUGCCUUUCAUUUAAAAGGCCGUAGGUUACUGAACAUACUUUUCACAUGCUUUGUAUUUAGAAACUGUCAGUGGUUAAAAAGACUUUAUAAUAUCAGAGUAGUAAUGAAAUUACUUUAAAAAGAACAGUAUGUAUAUAUUUUAAAAUAUCCUUGGAAUGAAUGUCUAACAAAUGCCAGGGUAUAAUACUAGCACUUUGUAAUCACUUUUUGUCAGAGCAACAGCAUCAUCGACAUCCUGCUUAUGAGUAUGGAAAAAAUGCAUAUGUCCUUAAUCAAAAUGCUAGUGAUUUUUGUAAAAAUGUAGAAUGCUAAAGGAGACAAUCAUUUAAUCUACAGAAAGUCACUUGCUGUUAUGUUAUGCAUGAAAUAUUAAUGUGGAUUCUUAAAUCAGAUAUCCACAUUAUAUGAAACUGCAUCUGUUAAAUUAGUGCAGUUGUAAUACACAGUACAGUGCAGUCAUAGUUACUAUUAUGUACUACAGGAGUUCCCCACAUUAGAGAAAAAAAUUGUCACAAUAAUGAUUAAAUAUGCAGGUUCCUUAAAGUGUCUAUUCAGACAAACGCAAUCAUGACAAAUGUUAUUCUAAGAAGCCUUUUGACUUCGGGGCAGGCAAAUCAGUCAUUAAGUGGAAGAGCAGUAAUUUUCAAAUAGAGCUGUGUGAUGCUCUUUGAGUAUGCUCUUGGUAUGCUCCAAAUUUACUCCUCCUCUCUGUGUUCUGAACACCCUCAUAAUGUAACCACAGGGUACAAUUUAAGACCUGAAAUGUACAGAACCUCUGGUUGUCAGCAGAGACAGAAAGAAAAGUUCUCUCACUCUAUUUCUCCCUCCCUCACUGAGUGCUCCCAUUUUUCCAGUGUUCUCAACUUUCCUGUCACUCAGUUUGAAACCAAAAUAUAGUUAGGAUUUACUCUCAUUCAUGUACAAUUGCAGUUGAUGACUGAUACACUAUGGAGAUAGAAAAUGAGCUGUUUUUUAAUUGUCUCAAGUGAUGAGCCAUCAACAUGCUUGCUAGUAGUACUGGCCAUUAGCUGCUAGCAUAGGUUUCAUUUUAAUAUAAUUUAUUAUUAUGGCUGUUCAAUUUUUUAAAAUCAAAGAUUUUUUUAAGAAAUCAUAGCAAUUAAUACCUUCAUCUGAUUCUGGUUCAUUAGAUGCAUUAAUUAUUUUAAGGUUUUUUUGUGUUAGAGGUGUUCUUACUUUCAUAGUUUUAUGUGACAAAACUUAUCUAAUGAUACCUUCAGCACUUUGGUUUUUCUUCUGUUAUUGUUAUUUUUUUAGAAACAUCAACUAGGUUGGUCUUUGAGACUUUUCAGAGUCUAAAUUGUAACCAAAAGACCUUAAGCAGCUUUAGAUGAGGCUUCUAAAGUAAUAAAAAGACCUUGUAUACUUCAUGCUUAUUAGCUGACAUUUGUAGCACUUACUGUGACACAAAAGACUAUUUAAUUUUAGCUUCUGUAUGCAUUAAAAUCUACAGUUACUAUUUUUAGCACAUUCAGAAUCUUCUUUUCUCAGAAGGGUAUUACAGAGUCCACACCAACUAUCUUUUUCUUGACAAAAACAUCAUUUCAACUUCCAAUUUUUCAAGUAAAAGGGCCCCAUAUUUUUGUGUGAUAAUCUGUAACUUUUAUUACUCGUGAUCAUAACAAUUCAGAAAAUAAGAUAAAGGCAUUAUAGCUUUUUGGGAACAAAGGGAUCACAUGAAAUAUAAUGUAAAAUGUAUGCCUUGCAUUACAUAUGUAAAUUGAAACAAAAAAUAUCAUGCAGCCCUGUUUCCAAAUAAACUACACUCCCCACAAAUGCAAGGCCACAUAAUGAUAUCCUUGCUCAAACCCUGGUAGUUAUUUACUUUGCAAAUGGUUAUUAAAGAGCUUAUUAGGGAUAAAAUAUUGAUUUGUGUAAUAUGAGUAACAACCAUGCAAUCCAUAGUUGUGGAUGCAUUUAAUGAAAUGAAGCAGUUCCAUCCUGAAGAUUUGGAUAUUACCACCUAAAAGCUAUAAAGCCCUCUCUGUGUAGCAUCAUUAGCCUGAUUUGCUGGCUUGCAGAGCUCAGAACCAGGCUACUUAGGUCUGAUGCCAUUAACAAAAAGUACUCUCUCUAACUAUACAAGUAUUUUGAUUCCAAGACUAACAUCUUGGAUUGUAGAAAUUUGAACAUACGUGGAGGCCUGGGCUAUUUCCUCCCCAGGGAAAGGACUUUGUGCUUUCCCUCUUACAACUUCACAAGGUUCCUGUUGGCCGGUUUUGCAAGCCCGUCCCAAUCCCUCUCAGUGGCAGCAGGAGUCUGUGAUGCACACAGUGCAGCUGCUCUGCACUGCCUCUGCACAAAGUAGUGCAACACCAGCACAGUUCUUGGAAUUUCUGAGGUUUGUUCCGUCCCUCCUGCAAUGACUGGAAGAUGGUAAAAGGCUAAUCUUAGCAUUUUUACUGUUAAAUAAGUUUCCAUUUUUUUUUCUCCUUCCAAAGUGCAAACUUUUCCAUAUGAAUAUGGGACAGGAGAGUUUGGUUUUUUUUUUGGUAACAAUUAUUGAAGGACUAUUUUUUUAGUAUUAAAUACUGAAAUAGUUUUCAUAGAGGUGAAAUUUAAAUGCCAAAUUUGUAUUUACAGAACUUGGAGUCAAAGUAUCACAGUCACAAAGUGAUUUUAAGAAAAGUUCAUCUCACUGAAGCUCUACUUAGUGCCAGAAUUUAUUCUCUUCAGAAUUUCUGAGAGUCUAUUUCUGCUGCUCUUGAAAUGAAAAUAUUUUAACUUGGCAGAAAUAGAGUAAUAAAUUAUCUGACUAGAUUUAUCUGAACCUAAGCAAAUGUAUAAUUAUCACAAUUCAUUCAGACAAAUGUUAGAAUUCUGUGCUGACUGAGACUGGGGCAUGAUAAUGAAGCAAUGCAGAAAAGUGAUAAUGAGGCAGUAAUGUCCAUUGAGCUUCAUUUGUUUUCCAACUCUUAUGCAAAGGAACUGGAUUGAAUUUUGUAGAUAAAAAGCAUUUGGGACUAGCUUUGUCGUAAUGAUUAUAAUUGCAUUUGUAACAAAUGUAGGAAGGUAUACUCUUCCCUUUAUUUACUUACAUUGAACUAUAGUCAGAACUAAGGUCAUGUGCAAAAGUAAUCUCUUUCUGCCUAUUUACCUUGCUUAUAAAUUAGCUGCAAUGCUUUUGGUGUCUGUUGAGUUACUCUGGCAUGAAACUGGUAGAAGAGGAAAAAAUUAUCUCCAAGGAGAGAUCCUUCUAAGAAGUCUUUACAAGGCUUUCUUUUAGCUGCCUUAAAAUGUUAGAUUAUUAAGAAGGCUUAGUUUUCAUAGGACUCUGGGGCAAGAAACUAUUGUUGCUGUCCGCUGAUUAGCUGGUGUCAUUUGCCAAGUCUCCUUUCAGCAUCUCCUUUCAGCCCUUGGCUCCCCCGAGAGCCGCGAUGCCUCUGGGGAGGAGCUCUGGCCGCAGGUCAGUGUGCAGAAUGCAGCCGCCCUGCACCGCCGCUCCCGCCCCUCUGGCAAAGGGUGCCUUCCAGGCUGCGCUAGAGAAACCGAGGCAGGGCUGCAGCUCCCAGAUGAAAUCAGUUUCCUGACUCUUGUUUCUCCUUUGGCAGAGACUGUAAAACACUUGUGUGGUUUUUUAAUUGUUCUGUAUAGUACACAGGACUCACAGAUUCCUGAGUUAUUUCAUUCAGGAUACUGCAGGUGUCAGUAGAUUUUCCUGUCCGUCAAAGUUCAGACAGUACUUCAGAUUAUUUCCUGAUUACCUGCUAUUUAAUUAGCAAAAGGCAAUUAAAAAAAAUAGCACCAAAUAGCACGACUAGCAAAGGGUUUCAGAAAUACUGUUUAACCAGGAAGACAGAAGUGGAAGUGAAUGGGCUGAGGGUGCUGCCCAAGCAGUGACAAAGUAGCUUCUUGCACUAACAGCAUCAGUCAGGGCCCAGUUUGAAUCAGGUGGAGUGAGCAGAGGAAUUGCUAGGUCAGUCAGACACGCAGGUGUACUGGCACAUAUCUACUGGAUGAUACCAUCCUGAAAAGAACAAAUUGAUUUUCUGUUUGAGAUCCCUUUCUGGUUACUCUUACUAGUCCAAAACCAGGGGAGGUUGAAGUUUUCUUUCACCUACUCCAUAAGAGGAAAAGCAGAAAUGCCAGCAAACACAGGCGAAUUCCCACCUGUUCCCAGGGUUUGCCACACUGGCCAUACAGCAGCAGAAGAGCUUUUGCAGUAGUUGAGUCUGCUGGUAAGCACGGGCCAGCUGUGACAGCAGCAGACAACAACUGCAGUCCUAACACCUUCAACUGUGCAGGAGGGAUCAGCCAAAUGAGGGCGUGAUAACCCUAGAGAGGAGAGUGAGAGGCAGAGGAAGGACAAAUUGCCAGCAUCUACUGGUUCUUGAAUGACUUGGAAAUCAGUUUAGAUACAGUUUUAUAUGAAAAAAUACCAACAGGGGAUGGCAAAGGAGAGACAAUGAAAACAUUUACCUUUUGCACCUUUUAAUUCUAAAGUUGCUGAGUCAUUUUAACAGUAAAUACUCCUGAAUUAAGUUCAGGCUUAUUUUUUCAUGCCAUUAACUCUUCUUGUUAGAGACUGCUACAACCCUACUUCAGCUGCAAUCAGUGUUAUCAAUAUAUAGGAAAUUAUUUGUGAAAAAAAUACCAUUAUUUAUACUGGAGUUACAAGUUAAAGAAAAAUAUUUGUAAAGUUUAGAUGCUCUAAGUUUAAACAUUUAAAGUUUAGAUGUUUUUUUUAUUGUGAAGUCAUGCUAAGUUCAUUAUAGGUAACACUGUUGUAAUGUUUCAUAAUUCCCACAACCUGUUCAAUCCUCUGAGUUACAUGAAUGCUUUGAAAUAAGCAAUGGCUUAUUAUUGUUAAAUUCCUGCCUGUCUUCUUUCUUUUUAAAGGGUUUGAUAGAGUUGUACACAUCUAUUUUGUGCCUCCCACCAUUGUGCAUUUCUGCAUGUUCAAUUCUAGAAUUUACUUGAGCAGCUGAUGCAUAUGUACAUAGCUGUAUGUAUGUGUGUAUUAAUGUACAUGUUUAUACCUCUCUGUCUAAAUAUAUUCUGUACAGUGUAUAGAAAAUAUGUAGUGUAUGUAUAUAUGUACAGAUACGGAGCCAUUAUUCACCCGUUCUAUGUACUAAUGUUUUUUAUUCAUUUGCUAAUCCAGAGCUUCCUAAUUUGGUGAAUCCUCACAAAUUUCAGAGCUUUGCACCUUUUUUCUAAACGAGUCUGAAUUCACUAUUUGCUGUUCAAAACUGACAAAUAUAUUCCAUUAAUUUUCUGGCUUUUACAUUAUUCUCUUUCCCUUUUCUCAUUUGACCUAUAGAAGUCUGCCAGUCAAUACUUAAUUGAGCAUAUAAUGCCUGUUAAAAGUAAUGAAUAAAUAACUAUAGUCAUAGAAGAUAUUCCCCUGUUCAUUAUAUACUCAUUCUCUUCCAGCCUCCUGAGAUACUUUUGUAAAGUUUAUUUUUUUGUGCAGCUUGGUAAGAGACUCAUCUUUUGCUUUUAAGUCUUCAUCUGCGGUGAAUUGAAAGUAAACCAAGUUACCAUUUAUCACUGAAGUGCAGCACACAGAACAAGAGGUAAUGGAUGCUGUUUAAUAAAUCAAUAUUCAUAUUGUCAUGGUGAUCACAUGAAACCAACCUGUGAGUUAAGAGACUCUGUGCUCUAUUCAGCGAAACAGCAGCUCGGAUUUUCACAAUGCACUUCAAUUAUAUAUUCACUUUCCAAAGUUUUUUUCUUUAUUUUCCGGCCUAAACUGAGCACAGCUAGUUGCUUGAUUUAGUUGUCAGAGUAAUGCCCCUUCCCACAUUCUGUCCUUUCCCGGGUCUGGAAUCUGUGCAGCUCCUGCACUGCCUGUGACAGUCCCACUGUCCGUGUGGGACCUGAGCACACAGUUAGGAAGUGAGAUGUGGAGUAAGACAAUUUCUUAUUCAUAAUGAGGAUUCAAACAUUUACAUGAUCAAAGUAUAAACGGUCUUGGUUUCUCUCCCUUCUGAUGAAGUUAAAAAGGAAGCCUUCCAUAAAGUAAAUCUGUUAAUUGUGGGUUUUUAUA
Molecule: messenger RNA, 8438 nt
Organism: Ficedula albicollis (Collared flycatcher)
Lineage: Eukaryota; Metazoa; Chordata; Aves; Passeriformes; Muscicapidae
Gene: NR2C2
Product: nuclear receptor subfamily 2 group C member 2
Exons: 16
Coding region: 323-2212 (629 amino acids)
Biological process (GO): positive regulation of embryonic development; positive regulation of transcription by RNA polymerase II; cell differentiation
Molecular function (GO): RNA polymerase II cis-regulatory region sequence-specific DNA binding; nuclear receptor activity; zinc ion binding
Source: RefSeq, a predicted model, not a curated record